GUUCUAUGCUUCUUUAUGUAACCUAAAUCUAGGCUUGUCUAAAUUAUUUUUAUAGAUUCCUAUUAUUAUUUAUCUUUGUUCAAACUUUUUACUCUAGAAAGCUAUUUCUAGUUUUCGUUAAAAAUUUUGUUUGUUUUAUAGGUGUAUAUUUCACUUGAACUAAUCUGAGGGUAAUCUGAGUAUCUGUUUGUAUUACAUGGGAUCUUUAGAAAAUGAACUUGCAGAAGUUAAAUGUUUAUGUGAAAAUGUUGUUCAAGGCUCAAAACUUGUAUCUUGUGUCAGCUCUAUGGUGCGAGUUGAAAUAAAAAGAACUCAAUUCAAGAAAAUUAUUGUCUGCCUAUAUUUUCCUCGAGAAUAUCCAAACUCUCCAAUCUUGGUCGAGUUGAAGAGUAAAACAUUGUCAGCACAUCUUUUAGAGAAACUGACGCGCUCUUGUGAAAAAGAGGCUGAAAAGUAUUUGCAUCAACCACAAAUACUGAUUGUAUUGAAGUUUUUAAGAAAAUAUAUUGACGAAACUCCUUUAGCAUGUUGCUAUGAUGAAAUAAACGAGUUGAAGUUGAAACUAGAUCAGAAUCAAGAUGAGAUGAAAUUGAGACAGAAAACUUCUUCGAUUAUUUUCAAAGUAAAAAGAGAUAGAUAUUUCUUAGAGUGUAGAAUUGAAAUACCAGAUGAUUAUCCAUUAAAAAAAAUAGAGUUUGAAGAAGUGAAAACAAAUUUCUCAGCGGCCUUGAACACACAUAUUAUAGCACAAGCUAAAGAGAUAGCUAGAAAAUGUGUUGAGCCUCCUCUAAAAAAGAAUAAGAAUGAGGCUCCUUUUCAACCCACUCCUUCCCUGAAGAAAACUAUAGAAUUUCUUAUAAAUUGUGUGAAGAAUUUUCCUCAAGAAAAAUGUCAAAUCUGCGAUAAACUCUGUCUUCCUGAAAAUCCAGCAUUACUAGAGCUUGAUGAAAAAUCACCCAACCACAUUGAAAGGGUAUAUUGUGGACACCUUUUACAUUCACAGUGCCUCUUGGAUUUUAUGAAAAAGCCUCCUUUUGGCAAUAAGAAGUGUAAAAUAUGUGGUCAUAAAUUAUGUCAUUUUAAGUGGACUCUAACUGAUAAGUUGGCAGAAAAUCGUUGGGCUCAUGAGCAAGCCAGGGAACGUGAAUUAGCAGAAGUAACAGAUUUUUUCAAUUAGGUCUAAUGUACUCUCGAAUUUCAAUAAAAUUAUUUUGAUUUAUAAUCAAAUUUCAGUAUUGGGAUAGAAAGAUAUUAGUGGUAAUUCUGAUAAUAACACUACAAAUUAUUGUAAUAUAUUCUUUUAUUAUCAAUCAAUGUGUUAUGUAAAAACAAAAACUAAUUGAUUUUCAUUUUCAAAUUUAUAUGCUGAUUGUCUUGGUUCAGUCCAAAGUUACACUAUUUCCAACAUGUUGAGUUCUUUAAAAAUUGCUUCAAAUAAAGGAUGUAAUUUCAUUCUUUUUCUAAUUGGCAUUCAACUUCCUUGUUUGCAUUUUCUAUGUUUGCACUGUUCCAUUAGAGCUGCUAGAGAGGAAUAAUACAAUAUAUUUUCUGAUAAUACUAAUAUAUCUGGAAUUGGCCAAUAAAAAACAAAAUAUUUAUUA
This is a messenger RNA of Harmonia axyridis, 1601 nucleotides long. RefSeq lists its product as uncharacterized. Lineage: Eukaryota; Metazoa; Arthropoda; Insecta; Coleoptera; Coccinellidae. Gene Ontology annotation, molecular function: protein binding. The coding region runs from base 197 to 1177 and encodes 326 amino acids. The transcript has 3 exons. The record is from RefSeq and is a predicted model, not a curated record.